Molecule: messenger RNA, 981 nt
Organism: Nomascus leucogenys (northern white-cheeked gibbon)
Lineage: Eukaryota; Metazoa; Chordata; Mammalia; Primates; Hylobatidae
Gene: CRX
Product: cone-rod homeobox
Exons: 3
Coding region: 1-981 (326 amino acids)
Biological process (GO): multicellular organism development; regulation of transcription by RNA polymerase II
Cellular component (GO): nucleus
Molecular function (GO): DNA-binding transcription factor activity, RNA polymerase II-specific; RNA polymerase II cis-regulatory region sequence-specific DNA binding
Source: RefSeq, a predicted model, not a curated record
AUGAUGGCGUAUAUGAACCCGGGGCCCCACUAUUCUGUCAACGCCUUGGCCCUAAGUGGCCCCAGUGUGGAUCUGAUGCACCAGGCUGUGCCCUACCCAAGCCGUCCCCUGGCCCCGGAUCCUCCAAGGAGACAGCGGCAGGAGCGCACGGUCUACACUGAAAGCCAGCAGAAAGUGCUAGAAGGUUGCUUUCAGGAGGACCAGUACCCGAACUACGACAAGCGACUGAAUCUGGCGGAGACACUCGGCCUCAAGGAGCAACAACUGCAGGUGUGGUUCAAGAAUCGCCGCGCCAAACUAGCUCGGGUGCGGCGGCUCCAGCAGCAGCCCCAGCGCGUCCCUGGGCGGAGAGGCCGAGGAGCCCGCGCUGCGCCGCUAGUCCCUGCAGCCUUCGCCCCCGUCCCUGGGAGUCCUGAGUUCCCUCAGGGCAGGGGUUCCUGGAUCUCCCCUCAGCCGGGACCCUGGGGAGUCCUCCCAGCAGCAGAAGCCAAGAUCUACAGCCUCCCCCGGACCUGGGGUGGCCCUGAGUGUGGAACACAGGAGAGCCUCAAGGCUGCCCCGUGUCCAGGCCCUGGCCCAAUCCCAGCCCCUAUCCCAGGCCCAGCCCAGAUCCCAGGCCCAAUCCCAGGCCCAGCCCCGAAUUUAGACCCAAUGUCAGGACCACUCUCAGGCUGGAUCCCAGGUCCAAUCCCAGCCCCCAUCUCAGGCCCAGGCCCAGUCCCAGACCCAGUCCUCGGCGGAGCCCUGAUGCCAGGCCCAGGAUCACUCCCAACCCUAGCCCCAGGCGCCUUGUGGCCUCAGAGCCAGUAUGCCUCCAACUUGUCGCCAGACAGCCAGUUAUUCCCUGACUUCACGGAACUGCUCCCGCUCCUAGACCCGUUCGAGGAAUCCUCACUCUCCACCAUGACAUCUCAGUACAAAGAGGAGGAUGGCUCCGUGGACAAAAAUCACUCAAGCCCCAGGUCAUUACUGGAUUUAUAG